CUCCAUGACGAUAGAAACAAAGUCGCACUCCCGUAAUAGAAAUCUUGGAAUGGUACUGCCAGCAUUUUGUAAACAAUGCCUUUAUUAAUAGAAAAAUCUGUUCGGCUAUUCAAUAAGCAAUUUUGAAGUGUUGCUUGUUCAACGUGCAAAGGUAAGAAACCGCGUUUUUACGUAAAGCUGUCAUCAGUCAUCCCGAACAUCAAAUAAACGUACCAAAUAGAGGCGAAGAAAUGGAAUGCUAUCCAAUGGAAAUAGAUAAACCGAAGCCGGAAAUCGAAACAGAAACCGAAGUAACUAGCAAUACGGAUUUGUCGGAAGCUGUGUCAAAAUUAAUAACUGACAAGGCUGAAGACGGUUAUCCCACAAAUACCCCACAAAAACCGAAACCACCCAAAGCCAAGAAGAGAAAGAAACCAAAGGAUGUUACGGCCCCAAGACAACCUCUAACAGGAUAUGUCAGGUUUUUGAAUGAAAGGAGGGAGGCUGUUCGCAGUGAAAAUCCCAACCUGUCUUUUGCUGAAAUAACUAAGAUGCUUGCAAGUGAAUGGGGUACCCUUCCUGCUGAGAAAAAGCAACAGUAUUUGGAUGCUGCAGAACAGGACAAGGAAAGGUAUACUAAAGAGUAUGAUGCAUAUAAGAAGACAGAUGCAUACAAGAAUUUUGUUGAGCAACAAAAAGACAGGAAGAAUAAAGAAGUUGCAGCCCCAAAGGAUGACCAGAAACUUCUUUCGAACUCUGUUAUUACAACUACCACAUCCACCCCAGUAAUUACAAAGGAGCCCCAGGAUAUGGAGUUUGGCAAUUUUGACAUACCAAUCUUCACUGAAGAAUUCCUGGACCACAACAAGACCAGGGAUUCAGAAUUGAGGCAGCUGAGAAAGGUGAAUACUGACUAUGAACAUCAGAAUGCCAUUUUGCAAAAGCACAUUGACAAUAUGAAAAGUGCCAUAUUGAAAUUGGAGACUGAUAUAUCCCAACAGUCUAAAAACAAUACUGCAUUGCAACAACAUUUGGAACAUCUUCGGACGACCUUAACUAACGGAUUUGGCGGUGUUAAGUUACCAGGAAUUAAAGAAGUAGCAACAAUGCAGAAUAUCGACACCUACAUGGUAAAUUUACAUUCCAUUUUGCUCGAAAAUAGCAGUAACGACACCAAUUUACUACAAACUGUUCGCGAUAUUGUUUCAAACUUGGAAUUCAAUGGAUGACAGGGAUCCAGAACAUCUAAAAGAAAAAGAAGGACGAAGAGAUACUAGAAUUUUUAACGCUUUAAUUUUAAAGACAGUUCAGAGCUUUUAACAAAAAUUAAAUUGUAAUAUUGUUUGCGAAUGGACUCCAUUUUAAUGCGAUGAGUUUUUCUCUCAGUAACACGUUGCGACAGUAACACUUGUACGGUUUCAGUUUCCUUAAUUGUUUAUAGGUAUUUCUACAUCUAUAAGAUUGGUGUUUUUAUACAAUUUUAUAGUGAAAUAUUGAAUUGAAUUCUUAAAUUUGAGACGCAUGCAGCAAAAGCUAAGAUUUACCCUAAUGCACUUGCUCAGUGCGUUAGCAUUUUUUAUUAUUGUUUAAAGUAUAUUAACAUGACGAUUUCUACGUCUAAAAAUGUAUAUACGAAUUAUUUAUAAUUCUGAUAUUGUAUUGAUUACUUUCUGUGAUUAAGUAAUUUAUUGUUUGGACAAUUUGUAUCCAUUUAUUUUAAUAAAUAAACGUAUAAAAAUCA
This is a messenger RNA of Aethina tumida (small hive beetle), 1720 nucleotides long. RefSeq names its product high mobility group protein 20A-like. The record is from RefSeq and is a predicted model, not a curated record. Gene Ontology annotation, cellular component: nucleus. The transcript is spliced from 4 exons. NCBI's taxonomy places the organism in Eukaryota, Metazoa, Arthropoda, Insecta, Coleoptera, Nitidulidae. The coding region runs from base 231 to 1208 and encodes 325 amino acids. Gene Ontology annotation, biological process: regulation of gene expression.